GUAGCCCCGGCAGGCGCGGCGCGAGCGCACGACGACCGACCGUCCACUCCCGCGCACCCUUAGUGACCAGUGACUCGUGCAGUGACCACUAAGUGUCGAAGAGCACGCCUCUUCACGUCCCCACAACCAAUAUUCGACCAAUGCCGUGAUGACCAGCUAACAAGAUGGGGGUGUCAGACGAUUUAGCCCCGAGCUUCACGCAGAAGCCUCAGCUCAGGCAGGAGGAUGACGGCAACAAGCUCGUCUUCGAAUGCCAGCUGCUGGCCUCUCCUAAGCCGGAGAUCUGCUGGUACCGCAGCGAUGAACUGCUCAAAGAAGAUAAUAGAACUAAGUUUAAGAUCCAAAGCAUCGCCAACAACAAAUUCUUGGUGGUGUUGGAGCUGGAUGACGUGAUCGAGUCGGACGCGGGGCUGUACAAAGUUAAGGCAAAGAACAAGAUGGGCGAGGUGGCCGCUUCCAUCAACCUUAACUUUAGCCCCGCGGACGAAGACAAACAGAAACAAGUGGACGGAAAAGCGCCGACGUUUGCUCGCAAGCCGGCCAUCCGGCAGGAGGACGACGGCAAGCGGCUUAUCUUUGAGUGCCGCAUCGAGGCCGAGCCCGUGCCCAAUGUAACAUGGUUCCACAACACGCUCGAAGUCAAACCCAGUCCGAGGCAUAAACUAACAGUAAACAAGGAUGGAAAGUCCUACUAUGCCUCCCUGGAAAUUAGCAACGUGACCGUGGAAGACGCUGGCAAGUACCGGGUGACAGCCAAGAACGAACUUGGCGAAAGUAACGCCACAAUCAGCUUAAACUUCGACAGCGACGAAGCGCCCGUGCCUGAGGACUAUAUAAAACCAACAUUUACGGAGAGACCUGUCAUCAGGCAAUCGGAGGAUGGUACCAAAAUCACAUUCGAAUGUCGAUGUGUUGGCAAACCGAAACCAACCAUCACAUGGUACCAUGGAAAAAAAUUAAUAAAAGAAAGUAGUAGAUAUCAAAUAACAUUAGAUGAGGAUCAAUCAUUAUAUCACAUGGCACGACUGGAAAUCAUAGGAGUAGAGAAUUCGGACAAAGGAGAAUAUAGAGCUGUGGCGAAAAACAAACAUGGUGAAGGCGUGGCUAAGAUUAAUUUGAAUUUUGAAUCUGGGGAUAAACCGAAAAUUCCCGAUGGUAAAGCACCAAGAUUCCCUAAAAAACCUACUAUUAGGCAGGAAGGGGAUGUCCUUAUUAUGGAAUGUGUACUAGAAGCAUAUCCACUACCAGAUAUCACAUGGUUCCAUGGCGAGAAAGAAAUAAAGGACGGAGCUAAAAUGAAGAUGUCAAGAAAAGCAAUCGGAAAAGACACUUUUAACUUGACACUAGAAAUUUUGGAUCCUACUAGGGAAGAUGGUGGAAAUUAUAGGUGUAACGCCUUCAACUUGUUCGGUGAGAGCAAUGCAAAUAUUGCUCUCAAUUUCCAAGGUGGGGAUGACGAGAAUGGUUUCGCACCUUCAUUCGUUGAGAAACCUCGAAUCAUUCCCAACGAGGAUGGCACACUCAUUACAAUGCGAUGUGUAUGCAAAGCUAAGCCGGCGGCUGAAGUAACGUGGUACAGAGGCACGACCGUCAUUAAGGCUAGCAGUAAAUGUGAAAUAAAAUCAAACGAAAUGGGCGAAGACAUUUACGAAUUAAUAUUGCUUUUGACCAACCCGACGUCAGCGGAUGGUGGCGCUUACCGCUGUCACGUCAAAAACGAAUAUGGUGAAAGUAAUGCUAAUUUAAACCUAAACAUUGAAGCUGAACCGGAACCAGAAGGCGACGGUCCCACAUUCGUUGAGAAGCCCACGAUUCAGUCCAAGGAUAAUGGCAAACUAGUAAUUAUGGGAUGCAAAGUAAAGGCUAGCCCAAAACCAACAAUUAUUUGGUACCACGAGGGUAAAGAAAUCAAGGACUCGUCGAAAAUUAAGACCAGGGUUGAAGUCAAAGAAGACAUUUACACCAUUGUCUUGGAACUCAUCGAUCCUGGUAUUGAAGACUCCGGAUUGUAUAAAUGCAACAUUAAGAAUGAACUUGGGGAGCUCAAUGCAAAUCUUACGCUCAAUAUUGAAAUCAUUCCAGUUAUCAAAGAGAAACCAAAGAUCAUUAAAAUAGUAAAGAAGAAGACUGUAAUUGUUGAAUGUAAAGUAUUAAGUAAAUUCGCACCUUCGUGCACUUGGUUCAAAGAAGCUAAUGCUGUCAAAGAGGAUUCGAGACAUACAGUACUCAUCGAGCCUCUUAGAGAAGGCGAAUUCACAGUCAAAUUGGAAAUUUCAAACGUAUCACAACUAGACAAGGGGUCAUACAAGCUGGUCGCCAAGAACGAGAAGGGUGAGGCGACGUCGCAACAAGUGGAGAUCACGGACAUCCCAGAAGAGAAGGGUGAUAAACCGCAAAUUAUCAAACACUUCAGAAGCUUGGCCAAAAAAGAAGGCGAAGAAGCAGAAUUUGUAGCCGUCCUCAAAACUUCGGACCAAUCGUGCCGAUGCACCUGGUAUAAGAAUACUACCGUCCUCCGAGAAUCUUCCGAGGUGAACACCUCCUUUGAUGGCACCAAUGCUCGCCUGAUCAUUAGGAAAGUGUCUUCAAAGUACAUCGCCAACUACAGGGUUGUGAUCAAGAACGAGUUUGGUGAAGAUGAAUCGAGCGCUGAUUUGACUCUUGUAGAGGAUAAGAAAAAGAAAGAAGAAAAAGAAGAAGAUGAGGAGGAAGAGAAGACAGUCAUCGAAGAGUCAGAGGAGGAGAUGUCGAUAGUGGAGGAGAAAUCUGUUAUAGAAGAAAACCACGUCGAUGAAAAGAAAAAGACGGAAGAAAAGAAAAUGGCAGCCAAAAAAAUAUCUAAGAAAGAGGAGGUGAAGGUCGAGGAAAAGAAAGAAGAGGUUAGUAUUGAAGCCAAGAAGACCGAUACCAAAGUUGAAGCCAAGAAAGUAGACAAAAAGAUCGAAGAAGUGAAAAAAGCUGAAGCUGAAGCUGAAGAAGUUAAAAAGGUUAUGGAAAAGAAAACAGCGAAGACAGAAGAAGAAAAGAAAGUUCUUCUCGAAAAAUUGGAAAAGAAAAAGGAAGAAAAAGAUGAAGCAAAAAUUGAAGGCAUUCCAAAACUCAAAUCCGUCAAAAAACCAGAAGAGCCUGUUGAAGAAAAGAAAGAGACAAAGAAAGUCACAGAAAAGAAAAAGGUUGUCAAGAAGCAGACUGUUAAUAAAAAAGACGAGGUAAGUCUGGAACGAUUUUGUUAA
This is a messenger RNA of Hyposmocoma kahamanoa, 3233 nucleotides long. Its product is annotated as muscle M-line assembly protein unc-89-like. Bases 165 to 3233 code for a protein of 1022 amino acids. NCBI's taxonomy places the organism in Eukaryota, Metazoa, Arthropoda, Insecta, Lepidoptera, Cosmopterigidae. The transcript has 15 exons. The record is from RefSeq and is a predicted model, not a curated record.